AUGAAAUUGUCGACGCCUAGAUAUACGUGUUGUUUGUUUUUCCAAAUUUUAUUCAUGCUGUGUGAUCUGCUAUUUAAUUGUUUGAGCUUAUUUCCAAGAACUAGAGACGGUUUGCUCGUCAUAUUUAUUUUUCAAGAUUUGUUCCUGAUUUUGUCGAUAACAACAAUGUUGAUGACGUUUUUCUCCACUUACUUAUUUCAGGCUGGUUUGGUGGAGGUAUUGAUCCGCAAGUUUCGCGCGGCGGCCGCGGUUUGCGUGGCGUAUGUCGCAGCGAGCGUCACAUUACACACGGUCUGGCUUCUUGAGAAAUGGACCGAGCAUGACUCCAUCUCCACACCAAUGCUUAUAUUCCUUUUCACUGUGCAGAGAUGCCUGUCACCGUGCUAUUACUUUUUCUACAAAAGAGCUGCUCUUCGCAUCAGCGACCCUCGUUUCUAUGAAGAUAUAGACUGGAUCAAUCAACAGCUGCAAACACAUUGA
Diatraea saccharalis (sugarcane borer) is the source of this 480-nucleotide messenger RNA. NCBI's taxonomy places the organism in Eukaryota, Metazoa, Arthropoda, Insecta, Lepidoptera, Crambidae. The record is from the annotation of a GenBank genome assembly.